AUGUCAAUUACGAUCGACAAGAAAGGAAAAAAAAAUACUCGUAAGCCAGUAGAUAGCGAGCACAUACAACAUGCAGAGUUUAUUAAAAAGUGUCAUCUACAAUUAAGAUUAAACUCUAUGAAAAUAGGUGCUGACGAAGCAUGGCAAAAUCACUGCUCAGAUGAUUCACUUUUAAAAAGUUAUUCAAUUACUAUGCACAAGCUUGCAUCACAGUUUUGGGAUACAAAUAAUAAAAGCGAACCUUCAAGUUGUAGAAUUUCAUGGAUAUCAAACAAUAUAUUAAAAUAUUUUCAAGAAGAUUAUACACAUGAAAUAAUCCGAGAAAAAUCCUUAGCUCAAAGAUUUAAUGUAUUUUGGAGCACAGAUGAUAAUAUAAUCUGUACGCCUGAAAAUCCUUUUUAUCUACUUGAUGUAGGAAGUUGUUAUAAUCCUUUUCAUAAGAAUUUGUCAUAUAAAGUGUUGCCUAUAGAUAUAGCACCAGCUAUCAAAAACGUUGUUAAAUGUGAUUUUCUUACAGUACCUCUGGAUGUAAAGUUAAAUAUUUUUGAUAAUGUUUGUCAAACACUACCAUUGUCCAACUUUGAUGUAGUCGUAUUUUCUUUAUUUCUUGAAUAUUUUCCAUUACCACAACAAAGGUAUAAAUGUUGUGAAAAAGCUUAUAAUGUUCUUAAACCAGGUGGUUUAUUAGUUAUUGCAACCCCUGAUUCUAGUCAUGCAUCAUAUAAUGCCAAAAUAAUGAAAAAUUGGAAAAUAUCAUUAAGUAAUUUAGGAUUUUGGCGUAUCAAAUAUGAAAAACUUACUCAUAUACAUUGUAUGGUAUUUAGAAAAUGUUUAUUUAAACAAAUUCCCAGAAAUUGGUUGCAUUCUUUGAAUAUUAUAAAUAACACUGAAGAUUUAAUAACAAUCCCACAAGACUCUAGAAAUUAUGACAAAAUUAAUGAAACAUCAACAACUAUAAUACAGCGUGAAGAUGAUGAUGAGGUUGCUAACUUAUUUUCUGAAUUAAUUAAUAUAUAA
Messenger RNA from Macrosiphum euphorbiae (potato aphid), 1017 nucleotides. NCBI's taxonomy places the organism in Eukaryota, Metazoa, Arthropoda, Insecta, Hemiptera, Aphididae. The record is from the annotation of a GenBank genome assembly.